Messenger RNA from Truncatella angustata, 1164 nucleotides. RefSeq lists its product as uncharacterized. The record is from RefSeq and is a predicted model, not a curated record. NCBI's taxonomy places the organism in Eukaryota, Fungi, Ascomycota, Sordariomycetes, Amphisphaeriales, Sporocadaceae. The transcript is spliced from 3 exons. The coding region runs from base 1 to 1164 and encodes 387 amino acids.
AUGACCACCUUUGAUACUUCAGCGUCCAACGGGACUUGCUACUGGAAAGUAGGCUCAGAAGCUGGUUCUGAAUUCAUUCCAUGCGGCAAUGCUUUCGCACCCGGUAUUGACUUCCAAUGUUGCAGUGUUGGCGAUAAGUGUUUCGACAACGGAGCUUGUUAUAAUGACAAAUAUGGCGCAACCUAUUUGGCCGCCUGUACCGACCCUACCUAUAAAGCAUCAGAAUGCCAGAAUAAAGGCAAAUACUCGGAGCAGCAGUGGAACGGACUGGUCAUCUGCGGAAAUCCCACGGAUCCGUGGACCAAGAACGUGUCUUGGGCUGGGUGCCCAGAGGUGGACAUUGACCAUCUGACUACCUUUUCCAAAGGAUGUCAAUGUAACGAUACGAACCCGCCAUUGUUCACUGACUACGCCGUAUUGGUCAGCACCGCGAUCCUCCCGCAAACCAGUGGUGGCACUCUGCGAUUCAUCAAUGGACACUCUGCCCCAACGAUCUCCACCAUACCAACACAGAUGACCGCAGGCAAGUCUACGACGGCAGCAGUCUCAACCUCAAUCUUGGCCUCAACACUGUCGGCCACGGAGGAAGCCACUAAAACAGCAGAUGACGAAGCGACUUUGUCUACUGGAGCAAAAGCGGGCAUUGGCGCAGGUGCGGCCAUCGCAGCUCUCUUUUUGGGCACUCUUGCCAUUUUGAUAUGGCUUUUGAAGAAAAGGAACCUGGGGAAGAAGAAAGACGGGGAACCUGAGUCCGAGCCCAAACCCCAGCAAUCCCCUUGGCCGGACUCUACAUCUUCCGCGGAAUCUUCCUCAGUACCCAGUUCAAACGCCCAUCCCAACGCACCUAGCUUCUCUGGCUACAAGGCCGAGCUCGCUGCGGAUGGCCCUCCUAGCGGGGGUAGCAUCGUGUCGUCUAUGUCUACGGCUAGUCCUCAAUUUCCAACACAACAGCGACAAUACGAGGCAUACAACCCUGAUAUCCACGGCAACUACCCCCAGUACGCCAACAGGUCCGAGCUACACAGCCCCCAGCGCGAUACCAUGCACAGCGCAGUGUCCUCGGUCAGCCCCCAGCAUACGGGAUCGGCACAGAAUCAUGUAACAGGCGGUAUCGAGAGUUCUGCCCAACAAACAAUGGCCCCUAUUGCAGAGUUGCAGGGAUGA